AUGUUCCAUGGAUUGCCAAGUGAAGACCCCAUUGACCACCUUGAUGAGUUUGAUAGGCUUUGUGAUUUGACAAAGAUCAAUGGUGUCUCUGAAGAUGCCAUCAAGCUGAGACUCUUUCCUAUGUCUCUAGCUGACAAAGCUCACCAAUGGGAGAAGAGCUUGCCCCAUGGCACAAUCACCACUUGGGAUGAAUGCAAGAAGGCCUUUCUUGCUAAGUUUUUCUCCACCGGUCGCACAGCCAAGCUUAGAGAUAUCCAGCUUCAUCCAGCGAACAAUGAGACAUUCGCAGAGGCUUGGGAGAGGUUCAAAGGCUACACAAGUCAGUGCCCACACCAUGGAUUCAACAAUGAAUCACUACUCUCUACUCUUUAUAGAGGAUGCUUGCCUAGGUAUAGGGAGAUGCUAGACACAGCUAGCAAUGGGAACUUCCUCAACCAGGAUGUAGAUGAUGGCUGGCAACUUGUGGAGAACAUAGCAACUCAAAUGGAAGCUAUGGAGAAGAGUAUGAUCGCACCAACCGGAGCUCGACCCACCACUCGAUCGAGUCAGAGAAAUUGA
Molecule: messenger RNA, 558 nt
Organism: Microthlaspi erraticum
Lineage: Eukaryota; Viridiplantae; Streptophyta; Magnoliopsida; Brassicales; Brassicaceae
Source: the annotation of a GenBank genome assembly